CUCGACAACCUCCAUCCUCCCUCCGCUUCUCCUGGGUAGUCCCAAUUGCCCUCAACAACAACCCCCGUCGUCUCCCCCAUUCCUCUCUCCUCUUCGUUCUUCGGCACAUGCGAUGAUGCUGUCGCGGUCUGCCCUCGGCCGAAAUGCGCCGCGUGCGCUCCGGAAGCAGUGUGCUGCCAACACCCGCCGUGGCCUUGCUACGCCCUCGACCCCCAACUUCUCGUACGAUGUCUCUGAGACGGCCGGUGUGAAGCUGGCCAACCGUGAAGUCGGCGGUGCGACGACCACUCUCGCGCUGGUCGCUAAGGCUGGUUCCCGUUACCAGCCGUUCCCUGGCUUCUCGACCGCUCUCGAACAGUUCGCCUUCAAGUCCACGCUCAAGCGGUCGGCGUUGCGGAUCACUCGGGAGACUGAGCUGCUGGGUGGUGAAGUUUCCUCUUCUCACUCGCGAGAGAACCUCGUCCUCAAGGCCAAGUUCCUGUCUGGCGACCUUCCCUACUUCGCAGAGCUCCUCGCUGAGGUUGCUUCUCAGACCAAGUACCCGACUUAUGAGCUCAACGAGCUUGUCAUCAACCUCGUCAAAUACAAGCAGAAGACUCUUCUCGAGAACCCCGAGGCUCUGGCCAUCGACACCGUCCACGCCCUGGCUUUCCACCGUGGCCUCGGUGAGAACAUCACUCCCACCACCGCCGCGCCUUACGAGCAGUACCUGACCGCGGAGGCUGUUGCUGAGUUCGCCAAGGGCGCCUACGCGAAGCCCAACGUCGCCGUUGUCGCCAGCGGCCCUAACUCCACCGAGCUGUCCAAGUGGGUGAACGAAUUCUUCGGCCAGCUGCCUUCCAGCGUCCCCUCCAACCAGUUCCAGCCCCGUAGCACCGCUCCCUCCAAGUACUUCGGUGGUGAGCAGCGUGUCCCCGGCAAGAACGGCAACGCCGUCGUCAUUGCUUUCCCCGGCUCCAGCGCCUAUGGCACCGCCGGCUACAAGGCUGAGGCUGCUGUCCUGACUGCCCUCCUGGGCGGUGAGUCUACCAUCAAGUGGGCUCCUGGCUUCUCCCUGCUGGGCAAGGCCACCGCCGGAUUCUCUCAGGCCAAGGUCUCGACCAAGAACUUCUCCUACUCCGACGCCGGUCUCCUCACCAUCUCCGUCACCGGCAAGGCCGACCAGGUCGCUUCCGCCAGCAAGAACGUCGUCGACACCAUCAAAAAGGUUGCCGCCGGCGAGGUUGCCAGCGAGGACAUCAAGAAGGCCGCCGCUCUGGCCAAGUUCCGUGCGUUCGAGGCUGGCCAGAACCUCGAGACCGGUCUGGAGAUCACCGGAUCUGGUCUGAUCCACGGCAACAAGGCCUACCAGCUUGGAGAGGUCGCCGAGGCCAUUGACAAGGUCACCGAGCAGCAGGUUAAGGAUCUCGCCAAGGAAUACCUGUCCAACAAUGCCUCCGUCGCCGCCGUCGGAGACCUUUUCCAGAUUCCCUACGCCGAGGACCUUGGUCUGACCGUUUAGAUAUAUACGCAGUAGGCCACCACUGCUGACUCUUUCACACGUCACCGUCAUGUAUCCUGAUCAACUCGUUAUUUCCUUUGUUCGAUGUGGUUGUGCUUGUGUGUGACUGUAAUUGUAACCGUAAGGAAAUAAAUUAGACAUGCAAUCACCCUUUUACUUUGGUCUGUAGCAGCUGGCUCUAGUCCGAGCCUGUACAUUGUCACCAUACAGCAAUGCAGCAUGAGGUUGCAGUUCAAGUAAAUAGCUUUGUAUCCAUGGUCUGAUCCCCACUGCAAAGUCCUGCAUCUUCAGUAAAGGUAGUAGUAUCCUGUCUGCAGUCCAUAUCCAUG
This is a messenger RNA of Paecilomyces variotii, 1830 nucleotides long. Its product is annotated as ubiquinol cytochrome c reductase, subunit QCR2. Gene Ontology annotation, molecular function: metal ion binding. The record is from RefSeq and is a predicted model, not a curated record. Lineage: Eukaryota; Fungi; Ascomycota; Eurotiomycetes; Eurotiales; Thermoascaceae. The transcript has 4 exons. Gene Ontology annotation, cellular component: mitochondrion. Bases 113 to 1501 code for a protein of 462 amino acids.